CCGACCUUGCGCAACAACCUUAAUUUCCGCCGAUUUAAUCGGAUCGCACCUUGACGUUUCCAGGCUUGCCUCAAUUACUACCCGACACACCAUUCUCUAGCCUCCAACAUCUCCCCUCGAAACCUAGCGAUAAUGGUUGGUUUAUACGAUGACGACCCGGUCGCCGAGCAGGUCGUCACACCCGAAUACCGGGGUGCAUGUGAGCCUUUCGUGGUUGUGGGUCAGGACGUCGAAGUCGAUAUCAAUUUCCGAGACAAGAGCGUCAGCGGCGUCAGCACACUCCUCAUUUUCCCUUUAGUCAACGACCUGGAAGAAAUCUCCAUCGAUGCUCGGCAGUGUGAUAUCGACACGGAGAAUAUCUACGUUGACGGCUUCAGGACCAAGGCUUGGUACAAAGACCCGUACGAUCUUCUGGAAGUUCCGCAUCAGUGGCAACUUGGGGCAGCGCAGCACCAAGUCAUGAAGAAACGGGUGGCGCCCCUCUUUCCGGAACGACGACCAGACGUACCGAUUUCUCGGAGAGAGAAGCUGAUGACACACUCGCUGGGGUGCGUUCCUCAUGAGGGCUCAUUGAAGAUCUCGUUGCGCCCUGGAGACCUUCGUAAGGAUGAGCCAAGGCGUCUCCUGAAGAUCAAGAACGAGAACAAUGACCCAGAAGACGAGAGGAACGGGAUUAAGAUUUCUGUUCCUUUCCGCUCUGAUCGCAUCGGCGACGGCCUGCAUUUCGUCGGCAUCGACGAGGGCGAUGCGAGAUACCCGCACGUUUACACGCGACACUCGGUCGAACCCGGGACGGCCUCUUGCAUUUUCCCGUGCAUAGAUGACCCGGGACAGAGACACCUGUUCAAUGUCUCGAUCAAGUGUCCCCGGACACUUGGCGAUGUCUUGGAGCAGCCGUUAGCUACGCAGCAGGCGAGCGGCCCGGUUGUCAACGGUAAUCGCAAGAGGAAGCACGGGGAGGCAUCGCCGCAGCAACCGAAAUCCGUCCUUAUUGAAGAAGACAAACUGCUGGAGAUGACGGUCAUCUGCUCCGGAAACCUCACCGGGGAGCAGAUCGACCCAGACGACGAGCGGAAGAAGAUCAUGACCUUUGAGUGCCAGAACGCCGCCGCUCGUCACAUCGGCUUCGUCAUCGGCCCCUUCGAGCAUGUGCCGCUGUGGUCAGAGUUUCGAACAGAGGAAUCGGACGAGAAGCUUGGAGCGAAUGCCGCCAAGAUCCAUGGCUACUGUUUGCCAGGUCGGGCCGAUGAGGUUCGUAACACCUGCUCUCCUAUAGUGGCCGCGGCGGACUACUUCGCUCUGGAGUUUGGGAGGUACCCCUUCGACAGCUACAAAAUGUGCUUCCUCGAAGAUAUGAUUCCCGACACGGCAGCGGCAACGUCAUUGUCUCUCUGCAGCUCCCGUUUGCUCUAUCCCUCCGACAUCAUCGACACGGAUAUCGAAGUCACCCGAAAGCUGGUCCACGCGCUAGCAAGCCAGUAUCUCGGCGUCCACAUCGUCCCCAACAAACGAUCGGAUAGCUGGCUUGUCGUCGGAAUCCAGUGGUACAUGACAGAUCUCUUCAUGAGGACCCUCUGCGGGACCAACUGGUACAAGUUCCAUCUCAAGACCUUGUCUGACAGGCUGGUCGAGUCUGACGUUGGUCGGCCUUCGCUUCACGACCUUGGCGAGCACCUGCACGUCGGCGACUUUGAGGGCGAAUUCAUGGCAUUGAAGGCCCCCCUCGUCCUCUCCAUCCUUGACCAGAGGAUGUCCAAGUUUCCAGGCUCGAUCGGGGUUGCGCGAGUAGUAUCUCAAAUGGUCUCCGCCGCCAAUAUCUCCAACACCGAGGCGAAGACAACGUCGGUGUCGGCAGACGAUUUCCUCAAGCUGUGCGAAAAGAAGAGCCAGUACCGGCCCGACACCUUCUGGGAGCAAUGGGUCCACGGCUCGGGAUGCCCGAGGAUACUGGUCAAGCAGAAGUUUAACAAGAAGAACCUCAACGUCGACAUUGUGGUCACCCAAGUACAACGCCACCCUGGAUUCAGUCGCCCCCGGCUCCUAGAGAAGGACGACUUCUGGAGGGAGUACCAAGAGGAGAUACACCACGUGUUUGCUGGCGAGGUCCAGAAGCUGUUCACAGGGCCCUUCACCGUUCGGAUCCACGAAGCCGACGGCACUCCGUAUGAGCACUACCUUGACAUUCGGGAGGAUGACAAGAACGGUACGACGUGGUCGAUCCCCUACAACACCAAAUACAAGCGUAUGAAGCGCAAGGGAGCACGGCAGAAGGAUUCGAGCACCGCCGUCGCUAAUGUCGACGGGAAGAACGAGGUGCAAGAUGACGAUGUCGUCUACUUCAACAUGUUGGGUGAUGUCCUCUCGGGCGAAACAGACAUGGUCAAUUGGGGACUCAAGGAUUGGGAGGCCGACGUGCAAAACGCCAUGGACCAGGAAUCCUACGAAUGGAUAAGGUUCGAUUGCAAUUUCGAGUGGCUCUGCGACAUCUCCACGGACAUGCCGGGCUACAUGUAUCUAGCCCAGCUACAGCAGGACCGCGACGUGGUUGCACACCAAGACGCCAUGCUCUUUUGGACGAGAGGCCAGAGGCAUCCUGUGGCAUCGAGCAUCGAGACAAGGACCUUGUAUGACCGGCGAUAUUACCAUGGCGUCAGGACAAUGGCCGUGGAAGACCUUCCAAAGCAAGCCGUCGCGGAGCAGAACUACAUCGGGAUGGCCCAUCUCAUCCUCGCUUUCCGUCACUUCUUCUGCUAUCGGGUCGUCGGGAACUCGGGUGCCGAAGCCUGGCCGCCCGCCCCAAACGACUUCACGGAUAAGGCACAAUAUGCCGUCCAAUCUGCGAUGCCCGGAGCCAUUGCCAGAAUCAGGGGAGACAAGGGAAGGUGUCCUAGGUCGGCCCGAAGCUUCCUCCUCGACCUACUACUCUUCAACGACAACUCCAACAACGAGUUUUCGGAUCAGUUCUACAUCUCCACCCUCCUGAAGGCACUCACGACCUCCUUAGUCAACGAGAAGCACGACGAAGACCGCGAGUUAAUCUUUACCCUCAAGAUGGACGAGGACGAUGAUGUUGAGCUCAAGCAAUUCAUCGAGAAGACGAUCGAGGAGAUUGAUCGGUAUCGUAGAAUGGAUGAGUGGACCGGCUCCUACCAGAAUAUCUGGACGACGACGGCGUUGGAGUGCAAAAUGAGGCUGAUGAAAGCGAGGGUUAUUCCAUCCGCUCCUCUAGAGUUCCUACAAUAUCUGCAGGACGACAACAUCGACCUUGUCCGCAUCAAGGCGUACGAGUGCCUCAUCGAACUGGGGAUGCUCUCCAAACCGCCAAUUCUGAAGCUUCUGCUUUCGGUCAUGAGCACCGACAGCUCACCCUUUGUGCGCGACAGACUGUUCAAGCUCUUCUGCCGGGGGAUUGCCUCGAUCGCCUUCGCCGAGCACAAGGUGGCCGAGAAGCAAGCUGCUCCUGCGGAGAUGGACUUGGAUGAUGGCGGCCUGAUCAUUGAGCAGGGAGAAGCGAUCACUGAGGCCAGGAAGGCGAAGCAGGCUCGGAGGGAGGAUAUUAACGCUGCCAUCGCCGGACUGAAGGGGGAAGCGAAGGGCAAUAUCGACCUUCAGAUCGGCCUCUGGCGGGCAUUCCAGUCAACGACCCUGGGACUGCAGGAGAAGCGUCAGAUACUGGAGCUCUGCCAAGCCAUGUUCGAGCCCGAAGACGCAAUUCUCCUGACUUUCAAGUACCCCAAGGUCUGGAAAGCCACACGAGCUCCUCCAAACGGAAAUGGAGACAAGCCCAAUAAGAAGAGGUGUAUUAUCCACUUCACCUCCCACUACCGCACAACCCCACGCACCCCGCUUGUGUUGGAUGCUCCCGCGAUGCCAACGGUAGAAGUCAGACCCCCAGAGCCGAAGAGGAUCAAGUUGCAGAGCAAACCCUCCUUCAGCGCUGCCUCGGGCAGUAUUGGUGUUCUGCCGCCUCUUGUGCGGCAGCCCUCGAUCAGCGUCACUGUGCCCAAGGCUCCUGUCGAAUCCAUCGCGGUCCAGAUAGCCGCCCGCCCGUCGACUCCUGCAAUGUCGUCCCCAGCCCCAGCCCCGGCCCCGGCCCCGCUCCCGCUUGCGCUCCAGCCCAGCAGCUUCCAACAGCUGAACGGGCUCAAGUCGGCAGAGAAGCGACCGAAGCCACCUAAGAAGCGGAAGAGCGACGAUGCUGAAGACACUGAGCGGCCCAAGAAAAUGGCCAAGACAGGCGGGGCUGCCAAUGCUCGCACCAGGGUUGUCACACUCAAAUUCACGAGGUGGGACAAGCUUCGUGAGGGCACCCGGGACCAGAUCGAGGCAGAGAGGAGGGCAAAACAAAGGGCUGCUUCGUCGACCAUCAUUGCCACGCCGUCGAGGAAACCCUCUGGAGCCCUUCCUGCUUUCGCGCUUCAUCCUUCUGAUACAUCACCCACCCCUGCGGCACCUCGUUCGAGUGGGAGUAUUUCGGCUGCUGGAAGCUCAAAGGUCAGAAAACCCCUGCCAUCGGCUGCCCCCCACCAGGCGCCCGCGGCACAGCCAGCUCCCGGGCCCGGCCAGGGUACCGCGGAGACACCAGCCCCGGCGCGGGCACCGAGUACGCCUGCAGAAACAUCGUCUGCGGCUGCCAAGCCCAGGACCAUUAUCAGGCUCAAGCUGCCUUCUCUCAAGAAGGGCCCGAGCCCGCAGCCGCCCCAUCAUCCAUGAUGGCCCCUGGUGCUUUAUUCUGGCCUUGUCCAGGAUCACUCUAGCUUAUAUGUAUAUCAUCGCGCAACCUGUUUCACCCUGCCAUCCGCAAUA
Phialemonium atrogriseum is the source of this 4806-nucleotide messenger RNA. RefSeq lists its product as uncharacterized. Gene Ontology annotation, biological process: transcription initiation at RNA polymerase II promoter. NCBI's taxonomy places the organism in Eukaryota, Fungi, Ascomycota, Sordariomycetes, Cephalothecales, Cephalothecaceae. The coding region runs from base 133 to 4713 and encodes 1526 amino acids. Gene Ontology annotation, molecular function: chromatin binding; transcription cis-regulatory region binding; RNA polymerase II general transcription initiation factor activity. The transcript has a single exon. The record is from RefSeq and is a predicted model, not a curated record. Gene Ontology annotation, cellular component: transcription factor TFIID complex.